ACAGUGUGGUCAGGAUUGAGGACUGUGUUUGGUGGGAGGUUCUGGUGAAGGGGAGGUUAAUAUAAAGGCCUAUGGACUCCUUAACACUACAGUUGCAUGCUAAUAAACGGUUUGUAUAUUAUCAUUAUACUAAGAAAGCAGUUGUGCUUGAUGGCUAUUCAUGAUUAACAGAAAAUUAAAAUUCAGGGGUCAAGCUUUUACUGAGUAAUCGUUUGAGGAAAUAAAGCAAGUCAAUGUCAGGUGGAUCAAGACAGGUGCAGGUGUGUCCAAUGAUUUCCAAUGAUUUCAGUGCCAAUGUUAUUUCACUUUCCUGCUCAGAAGCAGCCUGCCAGCUGCCAUUGCAAUGCAUUAAUUAACAUGCCAAUGUCAACGUUUGUGGGUAAGAACAAUGUACAGUAUGUCAUGAAAACUAGAUUUUACCACUAUUUUCCAGCAGGAAACCGGCAGGGUUUAGUCUGAAUGCUGCGUUCUUCUUUCCUGGAAAAAAUAACAUCUUUGGUUCAGAAAUGAGUUGCGCAUUGAGUCUAAUGCUGCUGCUUUCUGUGUGAUAAUACAGAUGUUCUAUUUAGAUUUUAGAUUUUGCUGAGUGUCAUUUUAUGUUAUUCCAAUAGAUUCUUUCCAGGGAACUAUCCCUCACUUUCUAGCUCCCCUCUUUCAAUUGCUACUUAUUGCGUAAAUUAAAAAUAAAUGUUCUUUAUUUUUCCAUUGUGGGAAACUGCCUACUCCAGGGUAAAUUAUGUAGGUGGACAGUUCAUCCAGAAUGGAAAACUAGGCACUUUGUUUCCAAUCAAGUGACUUACUGUUUGUGUUAUGCUACAGAUGGAGCCAAAAAGGCAGGAAUAUGGACUUGUAUGUAAUUGGACUUAGAUUUAAGAUAAGAACAGAGAGGUUAUGAAUUAAUAGCAUGGCUUGCACAUUUACUUGGUCAGGAUUUGCUAGCCCCAGGAAACUGAUCUAUCCACAUUACCCAGACACAAGCUUAAGUACUGGCCUGACUGUUCUGAAAGCAGGCCCUCAUGUUCAUUACAAGGCAACACUUUGACACUUGUCAGAGCCAGCUUUCAUAUAUUUUUUUUAAUUCAGUUAUCCUGUUAAAAAUAAAAGACACAACAAAUUACAUUGCAUACAUUAAAAUUUUAAAGGAAGUUAAAAUCAAUUGGGAGGACAUGAACUAGAAAGAGGAGAAAGCCGUAACAUUCCACCCACUCUCUUUUGGAAAUAUCUGGUGAAUGAAUGUAGAAUGUAUUUAAAGUGUGAGGGGGCUCUUGGGUCAUUUAGCUUAGUAUCUUAAUACUGUAUGUGUGCUUCUGUUUAGAUAGUGACAUUAAUUCCUGUGACCUUUUAUAACUUGGCAUUGGAACUACGUUUCCAUGCAAUAUACAGUAGAAAAUAGUUUUUCUCUUAAUCCUGAGCAAAGAUCAAGUGAGGAAUUUGUAUAAUAUUGCAGGUUUCAAUUUUGAAUUAUGAUCUUGGAGUAGAGGGGUAGUUAAAUUGAAAUGUGAAGACAUUUUAGUACAGUAUAUUUCUAUGCUGAUUGAAAGUUCAAUGCUCUCUUUAGAUACAGGUAGCCAGGAAAGAUUGCAUCUCAAAAAUUUUGAAGUAAAGAGGACAUUUUGCAUAUCGUACUUACAUUUUGAGAGACCUGAUAUUUCAAACACUUGAAAAAUGAAUGCCAAUAGCAAAAAUAGCAUUAUUCCUGCAAAAUGUAAUGGAAACCCAGGUGUAUUCUGGAUUCAUAGAGUACAAGACAGGACUGCACCCUGGAUGAGACAUUACAGUCCAUUUUGGGAAAUAAGUAGACAAGUCUUACUAGUCCUUACCAGCAUGACUUUGGAAGGUGGGAGAAAACCAGAGACCAUGAAACAGAUAGGAAAUUGCAAAUUCCACACAUAAGGGGCCACAGACCAGAAGUGAAUCCUGAACCCGAUACAUGUGAAGCUAACUGCCACACCACCCUGCUGCCCAAGUCGAAGCAUGUUAAUGAAAAUUGUGAUAUGAAGACCAGAAGAGAGCACAAUGAUUAUUAGCAUUGAUAAAGGGAAACUAAUGAAAUCGGGAUGGAUGCAGAUUGAAUUUACACUGCUGGAAGUAUAAAGAACAAACAGAAAUAAGUGACAUCUAGGUUGGAAUUUCAGAUGUUCACAUUUACUUUUUACAAAGCAUACAGACCUUUAGAAACCUAAUUUCUUUUCAGCCUGUUGAUCAAAAAUAAAUUGCCAUGGAAACCCUAUUUUUAGAAAUUAACAUUGAUUGAUUGUGUUAUGUGGCUAUUAAGUGAGAAUUCUCUCAUUACUUUUAAACGUAAUUAGUCCAAUAUAUGUGAUCUAAUGUAUUGACAUGCAAACCUUUAAAUUGUUCUGCUGUGGUGAUGUGUCAGGUGUAACAUUCAUCUUUAAUCAAAAACAUUUCCCACUAAUGCAUUUUGAUAGUUAGUGAACAGGCUUUGUUGAUAAAGAAUUUCCGAGGGACCCUGAGCUGUGCUGUGUAUGUCCCCUGCAACCCAUGUCAACACUGAAUGAACUUUCAUCUAGUUUCUAGGUUUUCUGUAAAUAAAUAAAGAGAAACUGAAUUGCUGUUUAAAUUGAUUAGGCUGUUACAUGAAAGCGAUAAAAUGUUUUGUCUUUAUAUGUAUACUUUCCCUAUUGAUUCAUUGUUGAAAGACUUAGCACUUUCACAGUAUGUGAUUUCAAUAUUGAUUGGCUAUAUUCCUCUCAGUAAACAGGUUUCAUCUGGAAUCCCAGCAUUAUAAAAUAUACAGCACCUACAGUAAAAUACGACAGUCUCUCAUCCAAGGACAUCAAUUUUAUGUUAAUAUCCAUCUAGCUAAGUGGGUUUUAUGCUACCUCGUUUCAGGUUACCCAGGAGUUAUUUUCUGAACGGAUUAUUUUCCCUAGCACAUUUAAAAGGCACAUUUUGCAGACUUUCAAGGCUGCCUUGAGCUAUUAAUAGCUUGUGGAGGCUGAUCCGUUAAUGGGUCCAAAGGUUGGGGAAAACAGAUUUUUCUGAAAAGCACGUUGUGAAAUCAUUGGUAAGAGAGUUUGUCAUCCUGAAAACAGCAGUAAUGAACUGGCUUUCCACCUUGAGCAGCUUCAACAAAACAAAGGCCAGUGUUGAGCAAAACCAAGAUUGCAAAAGCACGAGAUUGGCUAUUGCUAAAAAAAGAGCUCUGCGUAUUUGAAUGGUCCAUCUCAAAUUUCACUUUUAUUUGCAAGUGCCAGAAAGGCUACAGGUGGACCAAAAUAUGUUUUACCAUACAUUUUUCCCCUCAUGUCUGUACCUUUAAGUCUAUGCCAUUCAAAGGAGGAUCAGGCAAAAUAUUUAUCCAUGUAGCAUCCAGUGCUGUGUUUAAAUCAGAUUUAAUUAAGCACUUGGGUUGUAUUUCAUUUGUGCAUAAAAAGCUGAAUUAUAAUAAAACAAGAAAAUUAAAGGCUGUGAGAACCUACACAAUGACCAGCAGAGGACACUGUAAACCUAUGUACAGUAUGUGUUAAACAUGUAUAUAUUAUAGGAUUAACUACCAACAUCUCAAUGCGCAAAAUUCUAAAAGAAGAUAUAAAACACUACUAUAUCAGCUGUAUACUGGAAGGCAAGGAAGUAGGAGAACUCGAAGUGUCUUUGAAACAAUCAGUUUGAGUUUAAAGCUUGUUUUUUUUAAUGAAUUAAUUACAGCCUAUGAGAAGCUGCUGUAGGAAUGGAAUUACUUAAAAGAUGCAGUAACAAAGCUGCUAUCCAUGGUGCUGAAAUAUUAACUCAACGCCCAUUCCUAACUCCUGCAAAUGAAACCAAAUAAUUUAAUUAACACUAUCAUUGAAAAGAAAAUAGUUUCUCCAUUGAAAUGGUCAAGCAACAAGAAGUCAUUUGACUUUGAACCUCUCAGUCGUAGUUACCAAAGCUUAAUUUUUCAAUAGCAUUUUUCUCACCAGCAUGAAGUUCUACUUUGACUGUCAAUGAGUGUUUCUCCAUGUACAGUAGAUACAUAAUUUUUAAUUGUUUCUGAUGCCAUCUGUAACCUUCAAUAUAAUUCCAGGUGCUUUGCUACUGCAAAUGUAAGGAGAAGGAUUUGAGGUAUAUAAGAAAAUGGUCUGUACAUUAUGAGUAAAUGCAUGAUGCAAGGUUGCUAAUGGUUCGACUAACUGCAAAUUCUAUCACCAAUGUUGUACGUAUAGAAAUUGACUAUAGUAUUGACAAAUCCUGUUAAGAAUACUUUGUUUAUAUAGACCCAUGAAAUGUAUGACCUGUAUUUUGAUACAACAGGUUUCACAUUAGUCUGAAUAAUUUUGUUAUCAGCAUAGCAGGUAAUGUACUGUACAUUUACAUAGUAAAAUUUAGAUUUAAUGACAUUGGCUUUGUGGACAGUAAUGGAUUAAGCAGUUUUAUAUUUAGAAAGUAAGAUCCAUUUUCCUGUAAAUGUUGUGGUUUCUAUUAUAAAAGUUAUUUUACUGGAAGGACAAAGUUUCAAUUUGUUGUCAUUCUGAAAUUGUACAAAGGAUCGCUGCUUUGUUUCUGAAACCCCCCUCACAUUUAUGCAACUCAUUAACACGUUAUUCUUUUCAUUAGCACCUCAGCACACUACCCCAUAUUUAAAUAGUGGAAUGUAUCACAUUAGUACAAAUAACCUGUUUAUUGAGCUGCCAGUCAGUGUAACAAUGUGAAAACUGCGCUUGUUAAUGGCAGUUUGGAGAUUCCUUCAAGGAGAAAGUCAGUGUCUUAAUAUAUCCCUCAGACAACAUUAACAUCAAGCAGUUUCACACAACGAGGGCUUUUGGAGUGUCCACUUUGGAGGUUUACACAGCUAGAUCCUAGUCUCUUGGCUUUUUUUCUGAUCUGUACAACUUUCCGUGAUGAUCAAAGUGGAUCAUACUGCAGAAACCAAGAGUGCUCUCGAUGUGGUAGAGCAGCAAGCAGAGAAUAAUGUCCACUCAGCCCAACAAGACACAAUUCCUGUGGUGGAGAGUCGAGACCCAAGAGGUGUAAAUGCAUACCUUAAGGUUUCCUUCGAAGAUGUGAUUGCAGAACCAGACACAGUACAUAGUUUUGACAAAGUAUGGAUUUGGAGCCAUGCCCUGUUCGAAGUUUCAAGGCUUUGGUUUUACAGGAUAAUAACACUUGUCCUUGCUAUCCCUGUGUCUUUAAUCAGUGGAAUACUUUUUGCUAUAUUAAGCUGCCUUCACAUUUGGUGCGUCAUGCCUUGUGUCCAAAUCCUGCUGAUCAACAUGAGGUCCAUACAGACCAUCUGGGGAUCAGUCCUGGACAUUGCCAUCUCCCCUUUCUUUAGGAGUAUAGGGAGGUGUUUCAGUGCAAUCGGUGUGCGUUUGGCUCAUGACUGAAACGUCACGUUGGGUCAAACAUCUAAGCUGGCAUCAUAAAGUAUGGUAAAGAAAGGAAUGGAUGACCAUGUAACUUGUCUUAAUACACCACAUUCCAGAAGUAAGUGGUCAAAAUUGAUGGGUAUAGACCAGGAAGCACUGCAAAGUUCUACCCUUGUUGCAUUUGGUACAAAAGCUGUUGUUUCAAGCAGCGUGAAAAGCAAACAAAUUUAGCUACAGAAAUGAAGUAUGAAAUAUAGAAAUCAUAUGAAAGAGUAAGGCUAGCUGAUGACCCAUAAAACUAUCGGGAAAUAAAAUCUGUUGUUUUAAAGGGUUGUGCUGCUAACGACAGCAAUAAAACAAAAAUGUGAAUUUAAUGUGAAGACAGCCAUGCUUCAUUUGUCAAAUUUGUCAAAAUGGCACAAGAUCAAAGGAGCACCCUUUCCUUGUAAAAAUGCCAAUGUUAAUAUUUACUCCAGACCUACAAAAAAUCAAUUAUAAAAUAUACUUUCUUAAACCUUAUGUAUACACUUUUGGGACAAUGGAGUACAUUUUAGGCUUUCUGUUAAUGACAGAAUUUGUUAGAUUGUUGUAGAAUUCCUAGCAGAUUUAUUAGUACCAAUAAGUAACAAUUCAUAGAUGUUAUUGUUUAGUCUUUACUCAUACUGUAUAUACAAGGCUGCAUUUUUGCUGCCUGUCUGAUUUAUCUUUUUGUUCUUUUGGGCUAAAUUGUAAUGUACUUUUUAAUGACGCCUCCAUUAAUCGGAAUGAUUUUUAACAUUAUUCAGCCUUGUUUAUUGAUUAUGAUGAGGAAUUAUGCUGUGUUUGAAAUGUAUACCCUGAAGGAGUAUGUUUGCAUUCCUUAUGAAAAUGUAUGAACAACCAAAGCCUGGAAACUUGCGAGGAAUGACCUUCUCUGUGUAAAACAAAAGAACUACCAAAGUUUGUACUAACACAAUUAUAAAAAGGACCAGUACUAUGAUGCUAUUGUGCUGAAUUUA
Lepisosteus oculatus (spotted gar) is the source of this 6307-nucleotide messenger RNA. RefSeq names its product caveolin 4a (gene cav4a). Gene Ontology annotation, molecular function: molecular adaptor activity. The record is from RefSeq and is a predicted model, not a curated record. Gene Ontology annotation, biological process: regulation of cytosolic calcium ion concentration; caveola assembly; cell differentiation. Gene Ontology annotation, cellular component: sarcolemma; caveola; focal adhesion. NCBI's taxonomy places the organism in Eukaryota, Metazoa, Chordata, Actinopteri, Semionotiformes, Lepisosteidae.